This is a messenger RNA of Bacillus rossius redtenbacheri, 1541 nucleotides long. RefSeq lists its product as uncharacterized. The record is from RefSeq and is a predicted model, not a curated record. Lineage: Eukaryota; Metazoa; Arthropoda; Insecta; Phasmatodea; Bacillidae. The transcript has a single exon. The annotation marks the transcript as partial.
CAAGUGCUAGCUUGCUCAUCAUGCUGCAAAGCAUGUGGCAGGAGGUGAAAGCUAACCACCAACAACAGCAAGCUAGUUUUCAGGAACAAAGUGCCAGGAGUGCUAAGUUAGAGGAGAGUCUCCAGGGCACUAGUGCUAAGUUAGAGGAGAGUCUCCAGGGCACUAGUGCUAAGUUAGAGGAGAGUCUCCAGGGCACUAGUGAUAGGUUGGAGGAGAAUCUUCGACAGCAAUUAGACAAACAACAACAAGAACAGAAUGCUAGGCUGGAGGAAGGUCUCAGGGACACUAAGGAGUCUAUUAAUAACACUCUUCAAAAGGAAAUGAGUGAAGUUAAGAGUAGUGUGUCUGCUAUUUCUGUACGGUUGGCAGAACACGAGAACUACACGGAGACACAGUUGCAGCUAAUACAACAACAAUGUAGCAGUACAACAACUAGGUUAGCAGCAGAGUUAACUACCCAGACUAGCCAGCUGAAUGACAGGUUAAAUCAAUUAGCUGAGCAAGCUGCUCAGAACAGCUGUAGUCUGGAAAAUAUACAAUCUACAUGCCAGACCAUGAUUGAAAAUGUAGUAAUCAAUCAUACCACAGACAUGAGGGAGCAGGUGGACACAUUAGUAAAAAGGCAGACAGAGUUUUCGAUGGACAUAGAGCAGCAGGUAGGCAAGCUACAAGAGAAGGUAUUGCAGUUGAGGGUAGACAAUCUUACUCGAACCUCCAGUCACCAUGUAGCAUUGGCCCCAGCCCUGAACACCAAUGCCAAUGAAAUCCUCAGUAGCUGUGAUUCACCGCAGGUUGAGCAACCUGAGCUCCCAAUCACACACUCCAACCCAGCUAACACACACACCACAUUGGACCCAGUUGCAGUGAUGCACCACCCGGCACGCCAAUGGUCAGAGGCGAUGCCUAGGUUCUCUGCUCAUGAAGGAGAGAAUCCAAUGAGAUUCCUUCGACGUUUCGAGGAAUACGCUGACAUGUUCAGGCUAAGUGAUACUGAACGCCUGAAAUGCAUGGCAACUGCACUGAGAGACCAUGCGUAUUACUGGUGGGAGGUAUUACAAAGUACCAUCACUUCCUACCAAGAAUUCAAAAGCCAUUUCAAACAGCAGUUUUGGAAUGUGAAAAUACAGGGAACACUGAGGGCACGUCUGCAUACCGAGCGGUAUGAUAGCAAGAAGAACAGAACUCUGGAGACACACUUGUCUCAAAUGUUCGAGAGGACGCGCUACCUCGAACCAGAGAUGGGUGAUAUUGAGUUCAUGGCGAUGGUGACCUCCCAGCUACCCAUCAAGUACCAAGUACAUUUGACAGGGCGUAGCUUCAACAAUAUCACAGAGUUCCGCGAACAGGUCCUCGCUUUCGACCGGCUGGAGCGGCUGUCCAGGAACAACAAUAGUGAGGUGGAGAAAGACCUCAAGCCUACACAUCAGAAGGCAGCACCACUCUACACACCCUGGCAGCGUGGUAACGACGGCGGCAAGGCCAACGUCCACUGCACGUCAUGGCAGCCUGCGAAACAGUACCGGACAGGGAAGUGGAAGACC